UAAAAAAACUCAUGUUUUCUUUCUUUCCCCCCAUGGGCAGUGAAUGGCUGUGCUCUGAAUUUGUGCCUUCUCUGGGUUCAAUGAGUUCUUGGGGGCACCACUGCUUAGGCAUGGCACCGGCGCACGCCAUUGCGACGGUGCUGAGAUACUGGUAUCAGGACUCCCCCCCAAAGGAGGUUCUCUCUCUAGGAGUCAUCAGCGAAGGUCAGUUUGAGCUUCCCGAAGGGAUUGUCUUUUCCAUGCCCGUGAGGUUCCGGAAUGGCACCUGGAGGGCCAUUACAGAACUGGAAAUGAGCACCAAAAACCAAGAGUAUCUUCAGAUUUUAGCCCUUGAUCUGAUUCGGGAAAAAGAAGUUGCAUUAGGGGAAGCAAUUGAACUAUAUCCACAAAGACGAGUACCUCAUUGGAAAGUGAGAGGGGAAGAAGAAGAAGAAGAAAAAAAAGAAGAAGAAAAAGAAGGAAGUCCUAACAAAGAGGUGGUGGAAGAGCUUCCUGAUGAAUUAAAAGAGGGAAAGAGCCCUGAAGAAGAAAUUGCCGAGGAAUCCCCGGAAGGAAUUUUUGACGAAUCUGCGGAAGGAAUUUUUGAAGAGUCCGCAGGCAUUCCUGAAGUUUCAACUUACCAGGCUCUGGUUGCAAAACAAUGCUGAAUGAGGAUUCAUGCUCCCUCAGCUAGACAGGACAGUUGCAGUUUUCCAACACUUGGGAUGUGGUGACUUCUGUAACUCACCAACAACGGAUUUGGUGCAAGAAAACUGUGUGUUUGUUCCCCUUCUUUAUAGAACAAGAUAUGUGCGAAAA
Sphaerodactylus townsendi is the source of this 798-nucleotide messenger RNA. RefSeq names its product malate dehydrogenase 1B (gene MDH1B). Gene Ontology annotation, biological process: tricarboxylic acid cycle; oxaloacetate metabolic process; malate metabolic process. The record is from RefSeq and is a predicted model, not a curated record. Gene Ontology annotation, molecular function: L-malate dehydrogenase (NAD+) activity. NCBI's taxonomy places the organism in Eukaryota, Metazoa, Chordata, Lepidosauria, Squamata, Sphaerodactylidae. The coding region runs from base 12 to 647 and encodes 211 amino acids. The transcript has 6 exons.